AACAGGUCAUUGCUAAUGUGGUAGAUAUCUGUCAAACAAGAAAAAAAAUUUUUGAAGGCAGAAGCACUACAGAAAAACAUAAAUGCAUGAUUAAAAAUAAUCUGAAAUCAAUACAAUGAUCAGAAUAGCACAACAUGGUGUCAAUAUUAGAACAAUACUACGCCGUCACAGACCCCUGCAACUACAAGGGUCGCACCUACAUCAGUGUACCUCCUUGUACAAGUACAUUGACCCCCGGGAACGACCUCCGUGUCCUCCGCCGCCCGUGCCGCCCCCUCCCGCGCCUCGGGACUACAAACUGUUCUGGGGAGCGAUGACGGCCCUCGUGCUGGCGGGAGGCUUCGCUGCUUACGCCAAAACGUCCCCGGAGGUCAGAGAUUGGCUGACGAUCAACGCUCCCUGGUUCGAUGACGUAAUCGCCGUCGCGUACCAGGAGAACAUGACCUACAAAGAGUUCAUAUUACAAUGCACUGAAGACGCCAAGAAGUAUUUGAAUAGCUACGUCCGAGACGACAAGCCCAAGCAGUGCUCGUUUGAGGAGGGAUCGGCGCUGUCUAAUGUUGAGCUACCAGACCAGCCUGCAGAUCAGGCACUCCGCGAAAAGGAGAACGAGUCACCAUGCGACACGCUGCCUCCCCCCGUGGUCACUAAGGACGUGUGCGAGAUAGAGAAGUGUCUCACGGACUUGGCCGAUACCGCUCUCAACAAUUACGGGACGGCCCGCGACGCCUGCGCUUAUUAUAACAAGCUGGUCGAAGAGACAAUGCUAGAUUUCUCGAUGAGUUCCCUGGGAGAGCUGCGCCACGCGAUGCUGGAGCGGCAGGAUCUCGUCAAGACGUCCGUUGAUAACGCGAACUACGCUGUCUCUAGAUUAGAUGAGCUAACUCGCUACUUCGAGUGCGGAGUUCAAGCACCCAAGGAGUCCCUGGACAACACCAAGGCGUUACUGAAGGACUACCGGGACAAGAUCCAGACGACAAGCGCUAACUAUCAGUGGGAGAACGACAGAUCUCUCGCUAUGGACAAACAGUGGCAAAUGGUCGGCGAGGUCGUGGAGAAGUACAGCGCGGAGACUCAGCAGAUGUUCCCGGCGCCGCGCCGCGGACAGACCGACACCGACCUGCUGCUCAUACACGCCACUAGAUAUAUGCAGCAGCUGGAGGGCGAGGUGCGGGAGGCGCGCGCCGCCAUGUCGGCCCGGGUCGCGCGCGGCCUGCUCACGCUCCCCCAGGACGAGCAGCAGCGGAGUGGCAGGGAGGCGCUGGUGCAGGCUGCCGUCAGGAGGAGGCGGACAGAGAUGGACAGGGAGUAUAGGAAACGGUCAGAGGAGCUUCGUGCUGCCAACGAGCACAUGAUAUCGGAGUGCUUGAAGAGGCAGCGCGCGGAGCACGAGGAGACGCUUCGACAGCGCGUGCUGCAGAAGGAGAUCGAGGCGAAGGCGAGAUUGAACAAGUUGAUUGCCGAGAAGGUCGCGGCCGAGAAGCUGGUGCUCGCGGCGCAGCUCGCGGAGAUGAGGAGCAAACUGAACGUGGUCGAGGAGAAACUCAACGAGCGGCUGCGUGCGGAGCGGUGCGUGCGGCGGGCGCGCGCGCUGUGGGCGGCGGGGGGCGCGCUGCUGGCCGCCACGCGGGCGCCGCACGCCGCGCCGCUCGCCGCGCUGCUGCGGGACGUGCAGGACGCCGCCGGGGAAGACGACGAGUUUGUCCGCACAGUUCUGAAGUCAAUACCGGACUACGUGCGGGACGAGGGGAUAGAACUGGAGUCUGUUCUCAGAAAGAAAUAUUAUGAGAUGGAGAAGGUGGCCUUAAAAGUGGCGCUAGUGGAAGAAGACGGGGCCCCGCUGUUCGUGUACUUCCUGUCGUGGCUGCAGUACAUGUUACUAUUCGUCAAGAUAUCCGGGAUCCCGCAGGCGGAGUACGAGAGCUCCACCGAUGUGCUGCCCGAAGAUUUGGACACAUUCGAUUUACUGCAGAGGGCGCGGUUCUGGCUGGAGCACGGGUCGUGCGAGCGCGCGGUGCGCUGCGUGCGCGGGGUGCGGGGCGCGGCGGGGGCGGCGGCGGGGCGGUGGGCGCGGCGCGCGGGGGGGCUGCUGGCCGUGCGGGCCGCCGCGCACGCCGUCCGCGCGCACGCCGCGCACCUCGCCCUGCAGUACGUGUGA
This is a messenger RNA of Bombyx mori (domestic silkworm), 2158 nucleotides long. RefSeq names its product MICOS complex subunit Mic60. NCBI's taxonomy places the organism in Eukaryota, Metazoa, Arthropoda, Insecta, Lepidoptera, Bombycidae. Bases 116 to 2158 code for a protein of 680 amino acids. Gene Ontology annotation, biological process: cristae formation. Gene Ontology annotation, cellular component: MICOS complex. The record is from RefSeq and is a predicted model, not a curated record. The transcript has 17 exons.